Choloepus didactylus (southern two-toed sloth) is the source of this 6113-nucleotide messenger RNA. It is a transcript of the gene BMAL2, whose product is annotated as aryl hydrocarbon receptor nuclear translocator like 2. The transcript is spliced from 17 exons. Gene Ontology annotation, cellular component: aryl hydrocarbon receptor complex; nucleus; cytoplasm. NCBI's taxonomy places the organism in Eukaryota, Metazoa, Chordata, Mammalia, Pilosa, Megalonychidae. Gene Ontology annotation, biological process: regulation of transcription by RNA polymerase II. The record is from RefSeq and is a predicted model, not a curated record. Gene Ontology annotation, molecular function: RNA polymerase II cis-regulatory region sequence-specific DNA binding; DNA-binding transcription factor activity, RNA polymerase II-specific; protein dimerization activity. The coding region runs from base 162 to 2123 and encodes 653 amino acids.
CCCAGAGGCUGCAGGGGUGGCCGCCGUGGCAUCGGGCAGAGCCCCACGGGUGCGCUACCCUGCUCCCAGAUCUGGACGGGGGCUGGACGGGGCCGGGCGGGCCUGGGGUUCCUCCAUGCUGCCAGCCCCGAGGCUGCGGAGCCGGCCGGGUGGCUCCUGCAAUGGCUGCGGAAGAGGAGGCUGCGGCGGGAGGUGAGGCUGCUGGCGGCCCGCCGACGGAGGCGACUCCAGAUAAAGUGUUGAUAGAAGGGAACCAGUGCAUUGCUUCUAUGGUUUCCAGUCACAUGAGCCCAGGGACAAAACCAACAGCUACUGGAUCCUUCAGCCCACGUGUGAUAGAGUUUUCAAAAAAACGCAAAGGAAGUGAUUCAGACCCAUCCCAGCCAGGAAUCCUAACAGGAAAAGUGGUGGAAAAGCUUUCUCAGGAUCCCUUUACCUAUCUUCUUGCAACAAGGAUAGAAAUAUCAGCAUCCAGUGGCAGCAGAAUGGAAGAUGGAGAUGGUGGACAACAAGUAAAAAUGAAGUCCUUCAGAGAAGCUCAUAGCCAAACCGAAAAGCGGAGGAGAGAUAAAAUGAAUAAUCUGAUUGAAGAACUGUCUGCAAUGAUCCCUCAGUGCAAUCCCAUGGCACGUAAACUGGACAAACUUACAGUUUUAAGAAUGGCUGUUCAACACUUGAAAUCUUUAAAAGGCAUGACAAAUUCUUAUGUGGGAGAUAAUUAUAGACCUUCAUUUAUUCAGGAUCAUCAGCUCAGACACUUAAUCCUUAAGAGUGCAGAAGGCUUCCUAUUUGUUGUUGGAUGUGAAAGAGGAAAAAUUAUCUUCGUUUCUAAAUCAGUCUCCAAAACCCUUAAUUAUGAUCAGGCUAGCUUGACUGGACAAAGCUUAUUUGACUUCUUACAUCCCAAAGAUGUUGCCAAAGUAAAGGAUCAACUUUCUUCUUCUAAUAUUUCACCAAGAGAGGAGUUAAUAGAUGCCAAAAGUAUGAAAGCUGGUUUGCAGGUUCACAGUAAUUUCUACACUGGAAGGACUCAUGUGUGUUCUGGCUCAAGACGAUCCUUUUUCUGUCGAAUAAAGAGUUGUAAAGUCUCUGUCAAAGAAGAGCAAGAAGGCUUACCCAACUCAAAGAAGAAAGAUCACAGGAAGUUCUGUACUAUCCACUGCACUGGAUACUUGAGAAGCUGGCCUCCAAAUGUUGUUGGAGUGGAAGAAGAAAGGGACAAUAAAAAAGAUGGCAGUAACUUUACCUGCCUUGUUGCCAUUGGAAGAUUACAUCCAUAUAUCGUCCCACGGAACAGUGGAGAGAUUAAAGUCAAACCAACCCAGUUUAUAACCCGGUUUGCCAUAAAUGGAAAAUUUGUCUAUGUUGAUCAGAGGGCAACAGCAAUUUUAGGAUAUCUGCCUCAGGAACUUUUGGGAACUUCUUGUUACGAAUAUUUUCAUCAGGACGACCAUAGAAAUUUGACAGACAAGCAUAAAGCAGUUCUACAGAGUAAGGAGAAAAUAUUUACAGAUUCCUACAAAUUCAGAGCAAAAGAUGGCUCUUUUGUAACUUUAAAAAGCCAAUGGUUUAGUUUCACAAAUCCUUGGACCAAAGAACUGGAAUAUAUUGUGUCCAUCAACACUUUAGUUUUGGGCUGUAGUGAGACUGGAAAAGCAUCGUUACUUCCCUGCAGCCCUCAGUCCUCAGAAGGGUCCUCUAGGCAGUCUUGCCUUAGCACGUUGGGAAUGUCUACUGGAACACUGCUUGGUGCUGGUAGUAUUGGAACAGAUAUUGCAAAUGAAAUUCUGGAUUUACAAAGGUUACAGUCUUCAUCUCUUGGUGAUUCAAGUCCAGCAGAUUUAAUGAAAGACACUUCCACUGUAAACUGCAAGAAUAUGUCCAAUGAGGAGAUGACCUCACUAAGUCCUUCUGAAAUGUGGGAGCCGGAGGCUGCAAGGCAAAACCAGAACACUACUGCUCUCCACAGCAACGAACCACUCCUCAAUGAUGGUUCCCAGUUGGAUUUCGAUGCCCUAUGUGACAAUGAUGACACAGCCAUGGCGGCCUUCAUGAAUUAUUUAGAAGCAGAAGGGGGUCUGGGAGACCCCGGGGACUUCAGUGACAUCCAAUGGACACUCUAGCAUUUGAUUUUUUUAACUCCAAAAAUGAGAAACAUUUUAAAGCAUUUCAUUUUCAAAAACCAUAUUCUUCAGUACUGUAUAAAUACUGUUUUAUCUUUUAUUCCUAUUAACGGUAUACCAGUUUUUAUAGAUUUGCACCUUACUCUCACAGGAAUAUCGGGAAAUAAGAUGUUUUGCUCUCAGUAGAACCUCUCAGUUUAUUACAAAAAUCCUUUACCCAGUGAAAUGGCUUAAAACACAGUAGCAACUAUAUUUUCUGCUAAAUUUUUUUAACCAAGAAUAUCACAUGCAUAUCAUUUUUGUUUCUUGAUGCAGUUUUUGAAUUUGGAGAAUUUGGUGUAUUGAUAUUUUCCUCGUGUCUAAGAUUCAUUUAUUUGUGUUAUUAUGUUAUUUGGAACAUUUUCAUUCCUUGUGUACUUUAUUCUUAAUUGAGGACAGGGCUUAUACACUUUAAGAAAAUGGUGAGUACUUGAACAUUUAAAGGGACAGUGCAAUUCAUAGUCAUAAUCGCAAUGAAUACUGUAUUCCAUCUUUGUAGACUUGGGCAGGAACAAAGCAAGUAUAUUUAUGCUAAGUUGAGCACUUUGAGGUGAAUUUAAAGUGAGAUGAUUUGUUAUUUAAAAUUCAGGAAAAAAAACAGAGAGUUUCAUCUUUGCUUUCAGAAAAAGAAGAACCAUCAUAUGCCUUAGAUCUUGGUGAUUAACUUUUGCAUAUAAGAUUUACUGUUAAUGCAAUCACUCAAAAUUUUCAUUACAGAUAGAAUAGAUUUUUGAUGCUGAUAAGGUAAGGUACUUAGCAAAGGAUUGGUCGUGGAGGAAGAAAUGGGCCCAGGGGGAUUAAAUGUCUUGUGUAAAGUCACACAUUAAAUUCAUAUAUUGUUUUGAUGUUGGAUGUGCAUAAACCACAUUUCUUUUGAUUUCACUGGUUAAAUGAUUAAUUAACUGACCCAGGAACCAGUCAUGGCCUUCUAGACUAUUAGACAAUUAUAGUUAUUUUUGCCUAUAACCAAAGGUAAUGACAUAAAUGGUAAAUACAUUUUUAAAACCACAAUGCAAUGAUUACUAAUAUAAAAACUAAUUAUGUUGCUAAAAUUAAAAUUCUGGAGAACAUUUGUUAACCUAUAAUUAAUCCAUAGGUGGCUCAAAUUGAGUGUAAGAAUGAAGAAAUAUUCUAUAUCUCCCUUUUUGAGGAUCAUCCUUCUAUAACAGCAUUUUAUAAUGUUUUAAUAGUAUUUUGUAUUUUACUAAGUGUGUUCCCAUGUAUUCUCAUUUGUGUCUCACAGAGGAAAGCAAAUAGGUUGAGAAACUAAUGGGGAAACUCUGAGCCCCCAAUACAGGGUUGGUUCAAAUCCAGUUUUCAUUCUCCAUAUGAUGCUGUACCCUUUCAGCAAAUUUCUCUCAGAGCCUCCCUCACCAACAUAAAGCAUUAUUUUGACCCUGCAUGAUAUUUUCUUGGGCUGUAGGUGACAGAUUAGAAGUUUUGUUAGAUGUGUUAAUGGUGAACAUACCAACAGGCUAUAACCAAAAGCAAAUGUUCCCUUCAGACAUGAAACCUGCAGUGGUUGUGUAGGUAAGGACCUAGUCACACGUCCUCCUCUGGAGCUGAUACAGUGAUCUGGCAAUGUCAGUGUGUCAGCAUCACCCCUGGGUCUGACUUUGAAGAAUCAAGAGACACCCAGGUUUAGAAUAAGCCAAAGAAACCCCAGAAGAUGAAAGUGUGUUUGCAGCAGCCCAAACAUUAUGAUUAAGUCUAAAGAAGUGUGAAUGAUUACGUCUGCUAAGUCAGGCAGAGGGGUCUGCCUGCCAACAACAUUUUAGGUUACUAAAGCAUGGCAGGGUGGGCUUGGCCUCCAAAGAGUCUGUCCAAGGCAAUGGUAGCAGGAUAGGUCAUGGUGGUUGGAUGGCCUCAAAAGCAUGAGGGAAAGGCAAAUGCCCAUGAUGUGAGGGUUUGAGAGGCAGACCAUUGCUGCCUUGCACAGUAGCAGUUUGUUCUCUUUGUUAGGGAGGGCUUAUUCCAUAGACCAGUGGGCAGAUGGUGAAUUGAAUGCCCUUGGCAUGGUUUUAUCCUUUAUUAACCCACCCUAAUUUUUUUCUAUAGGUCCUCUUGCCCUGAACUCAGAAUCCAGUAUUUGUUUGACUCAUGCAGUGUAUGAUACUGUAGCUCUCCCAAGUUUAGUGUUUUCUUCAAAAUGCAUUCUAUUAACAUUUGAUUGCUGUUGGGAGUGACAGAUGUUUUUAUGGCUUACACUAUAUUACUUUUUUCUCCUACAAAUUAAUUCAUGAAUUUUGGUGAAAAAAUAAUAUGUCUACAAGCUGAAUGAGAUUAGCAUAAGAAGAGUACUGUAGUUCUUUUAUUUUUAACCCCAAGAGUUACUGCUACAAUAAUGUAAUGCAGUGGAAGAAGUGCUUAGAAUCAGAAGACUCUUCUGAGUCUCUAUUUAACCGUGUGACCUCAAGCAAGCCAUUUUAAACUCUGUGCCUUGGUUUCCUCAUUUAUUAAAAGAGCUUUGAUCUCUGAGUUUACUUCCAGCUCUAAUUCUAUGAUUCUUACCCACAGGACUUGAGUAUUAGAGUCAGACUCUAGAACUUUGCUGUCCAGUACAGUAGCCACUGACCUCAUGUGGCUACUAAGCAUUUGAAUUGUGGCUAGCACAAAUUGAGAUGUGCUAUAAAUGUAAAAUACAUACCAGAUUUCAAAGACUUAGUAUGAAAAAAAAAUGUGAAAUACACAUUCACAGUUUUACAUUGCUUAUUUGUUAAAAUGAUAAUACUUUUUGACAUACUGGGUUAAACAUUAAAAUUAAUUUCUUCUAUUGCUUUUUACUUUUUAGAUUUGGCUACUAGAAAAUUUUAAAUUACUUUUGUAUCUCACAUUAUGCUUCUGUUGGACAGUGCUGUUCUAGAGUGGAUAUUGCAAUAGACCAAAGCAUAAGUAUGAUAUUUACUUCUAAAUAUCUGUUGUUUAAAGAAUUUUAUUUAUUGAUCCUUGAGUCAGUGCAUUUGUGUAACUGUGACACUCUAUCUAUAUACCAAAUUUAAAACUUUUUUGAAACUAGUAAUACUUGAAAAUGUUAUCAGAUAUUUUAUUACAUGAUAGCCUGAAAUCAAAUAAUACCCAAGGUACAUAUUGACACCAUUUGGUAACCACUAAAUUUGGAAAUCCAUUGAGAAACAGGACAAAGAAGAAAAUACAGAAUAGAGACUUUUAGUACAUAAAUUGAAUUAAGGAGAAGUGAGUGUUCACAGUGUCAAAACAAGAAAAGGUUGUGUUGAUUGUCAUAGUUUCUGAGGGAUCUCUGUAGGGUGUGGGGCACAGGUGUAUGAAAUAGCCAAUACCUAGUUAUUGGAUCAUGAUUAAUGGUGUUGAGUUGUAGCUUCUGCUCUGAAGAGGUAUCUACCACUCAGGUCAUCCUUGGACUCUGGAAUUGGAGACUCUGAUUUGCCCAGCACAGUAUUAUAGACAGGACAGGGUUGAUGUCUAGAAUUAUCAGAAGCCAUAAAAAAAACUGCUAUGUGGCCACUAGGUGCCACGUUUCCCUUUUAAUAGUGCUUUGUUUACGUUAGUAGAUUAAUUUUUCCAAGCUACAUGGGGCCUCUGAGAGGCAUUUAUUAAUUUUGUGCCUAGAAUAAGUCUGCCUCUGGUAGUUCUGAGUAAAAAUAUUCACUGCAAGUUCUUAGAGUUAUGUACCUUUUGUGGGUUGUUUUAUAGGGAAUGCUUUCUAAGAGAGGCCUGGAAAGAUCCUUCCAGGAUCUUUGGCUUAGGAUACCUCUUCAGAUGUGGUCCAGUUAAAGCUGACCUUAGAAAGAAAACCUAUUCAACCUGGAAUAAGCUUUCUGAACUCGUUGCAAUUGAAAGUGUGUGUUGUGUAUGUGUCACUGUUCAUAUGGUCUUGAGUGUAGGUUUUGUCUUUUAUACAGUUUUUAGCUCUUUUCCAGUUUACUUGUUCUUGUCUGUACAUUGGUAUUUUUUAAACUUUGUGGUAAAUAAUGA